AUGUAUGAUUCUAUUGAUUCAAAAUCACCAGUAGAAUCUUCUUUUUUAGAGGAAAAUUUCGAAGCGAAACGAAAAUAUUUGAUUGAAUUAAUUGAAAACUGGAAUGAAAAUAGACUUGAAUUAUUUGCUAUUUCAAUGCCUGAAGAUGAUAGUCUUGAAAUUUAUGGUGCUAUGAGAUUUUAUUUUCGGGAUACAGGUGAAAAAGUUUUUUCUAAAUGUAUUAGAGUUUCAUCUACAGCCACCACAGAGACUGUCAUUGAGGCAUUGGUGGAAAAAUUUAGACCAGAUAUGAAAAUGUUAACAACUCCUGAAUAUUCUUUAUGGGAAGCUCAUGAAAAUGGUAAUGAAAGAAGACUAGGAAGUGAGGAAAAACCAUUACUAGUACAAUUAAAUUGGCAUAAAGAUGACAAAGAUGGUAGAUUUAUUUUAAAAAAUGAUAAUGAACCUGAAAAGAUAAAUCGUAAUACUGGAAGAUUUUCAAAACGACUUAAAAAUGAACUUAAAAAAAGAUCUAAAAGUAUAGAUAAUGUUAAAGGAUCAAAUUCUAAAUUAUUUGAAGAACCAAAAACUGUCACAGAGGAGGUAUUUAGUGAUGCAUCAAGUAAUCCAUUCAAUAGGACAAUAUCAAAUCCUGAAGUAGUUAUGAAAAAACGACGUGAACAAAAAUUGGAAAAUAAGCUUAAAGAAAUAAUGGGUAAUAAUGGUGGAUCAUUAAAAAUAUAUGGUCAUAAUAUUAAUCCAUUUAAAAAUUAUGUCUCAAUACUUGUCUCAAUUUAUGAUAGAGCAUCAAAAAUAUUAAUUGAAGCAUUACAAAAGUAUGGUAUUGAAAAUGAAGAUCCAACUAAUUUUGUAUUGACUCAGAAAAUCAUGCCACAUAACUCAGUAAAUAGAAUGUCUAAAUCUAAUUCUGACCUUCGAGAAGAGGAGACAGAGGAUGCAGUGAUGUUUAAUGAAAGGGUAUUAGAUGGAGAUGAAUGUCCUUUAUUGAAUCUUCUUAAUCAUAAAGAAAAGAAACACGAUAAUAGAACAUCAAAUGAAGAAAUUAUUUUUACAUUAAGACGGCGUCCUCCUCCUUCAAAAAUGCCUCCACAAAUAGUUAUGGCUACUCAACAAACUACACCAUCGCCUAUAUAUCAACAUUUAAAUAAGCAUUCUAUGAUAAAUUUUACAACAUCACAAUAUCAACAACCUUUAGGAGUAUCACCAACUAAUUCAGUUACCUCUUCUUCUUCACAAAUGUAUGGUGGUAACAUACAAAAAUCAAUUUGUAAAAGACCAGCUCUUGUUCCAAUUAAUCAUUUAACAGGAAAAGAAAACCAUGAUUCUGUUAUUUUAAUUCAACCUAAUGUAACGAUUAUUGGAUCAAAUCCAGAUUUAGCGCAACCACAAAAUCAGGCAAUAUUGUUAACUGGUCAAAAUGUAAUUCCUAGACAUUGUUUGAUCUCAUUUUCUGAUGGUGGUGUUUCAAUAACCCCACUAGAUGGAAGAGGUAUAGUUGAAGUGAAUGAACGACAAAUUAUCUCAACAACAUUACUUAAAGAUGGCUUUACUAUAAAAAUUGGAAAUGUAAACGGAUUUAAAUUCUAUUCAAACUAUAAUCAAAAUACAUAUUUUCUUAAUAACAAUUUAUUAGGAAGUCAUCAAAUACAAUCAACAUCACCUUCAAUUAACGAUCCAACAAUGCCAAUAACAACACAUUUUGAUGCAAAUCCAUAUGCUGCACCAGUAUAUCCAAGAAAAGGAUCAGUAUCCUCAAUAUACUCAUCACAAUCACCAUAUAAUUUAACUUCUAAUAAUUUUUAUGGAAAUACUCAACAAUUAUCAAUUUAUCCACCACAAAAUUUACCAGGUCUUAUUGAAGUUAAUGAUCAAUAUAAAAAUGAUGAUUUAUUUUUAUCAUUAUUAAUAACUAAUUCAACAAUUCAAUUAAUUAACUUCCGUCCUGGUCCAGCAUUCAUUCUUUAUAUGUCAUUGAGACAUCGAUCUUGUACAUUAUAUAGACCAUCUAUUCAAAUGGAUGUUAGAAAUGGACUUACUCAACAAUAUUUUAAUAUGAUAUGUAAAAAGAUAACACAUGUUGUUUAUUCAAGUCCUUCAAAUGUUGAUAGUUUAGCAUUUUGGUUAACUGUUUCUUCUGAAUUAUUAUUUAUAAUUCAAUCAGAUAUUCAUCUUAAUUCAAUAUUAUCACAAUUAGGAGAUAAUUUAUUUAAUCUUGUUGAGAAAUGUUUUUCAUUAUUAAAUGAUGCAUGUCAUGUACAAUUAUCACAUACAAUGUAUUCAUUUUUAAAUGGAACAAUUGAUGAUGUAAUUGCAAGUAAUGAAACAAUAUCUGUUUUUGAAAAUAUAAUGAGUCAACUUCGAAGAAAUCGUACAAAUGCAGCUUUACAAAUUCAAAUAUUUUCACAAUUAUUUCAUUAUGUUAAUAUGUAUAUAUUUAAUUGGAUGGUUGGAACAGAAGAAGGUGCCCGUCACCUAACAUUAUCCUGGGCUAUACAUUUAAAAGAACGAUUAUAUCAUAUUUAUAAAUGGGCUGAAAAUCAUGGAUUAGAAUUGGCUGUUGAAUGUCAUAUGGAUAGAAUUCAACAAGCUGUUAAUUUAUUAACUACACCUAAAACAGUUGAUCAAGUAGCUGUACUUGGUGCUACUUGUUAUAAAUUAAAUUCACGACAAGUUGAAUAUUUAUUAACAAGAUAUAUUAGUGAUAUAUCUGAGACACCAGUUACAGAAAGUAUUGUUAAUGAUUGUAUAAAAUUAUCACAAAGUCAAGCUGAUGAAUCAGCAAGAGAAGAGGGUUUGUCUGUUGAAUUGUUAGAGGAAAGAAGGUUAAAUGUUCCUUUUAUGUUUCCUCAAGAAGGAUAUGUAAUACAACUUCAAAAAGGUAUUCCAUCUUAUUUAAUGGAAUUAAUAGACUACUUAGAACAACAAGGUGUAUGUCGAUUUAUUCCACUUGGUAAUAUUAAUGGUUCAUGGACUGUUCAUAUGAAAAAUUAUGUUCAUAAUUCAGAGACAUUAUCUCAAGCUUCUACAGAAUUUGCAUCAUCAUCAAGACAUCAUAUUAAUAUUCCUCAUAAUCAAUCACUUUCUAUACCUAAUACUAAUUAUAAUAACAUGAAAUUACAAAUUGUAUCAAUAUCAUUUUCUAAAAUUAACAAUGGAAUUGGUCUUUCAAUUGUAGCAGCACAAAGUACAGAAAAUAAAAAUGUAGGAAUUUAUGUUAAAAAAGUAUUUGAAGGUGGUGCUGCUCAUAAAGAUGGUAGAAUAGAAACAGGUGAUCAAUUAUUAUCAUUAAAUGAACAUUCAUUAAUUGGUAUAUCACAGGAGGCUGCCGCUGACAUUAUGGCUAAAUGUGGUCCUCAAUUACAUUUUAAAGUAGGAAAAAAUGCUGCUUAUUGUAAUGGUUUAUCAUCUUGGUUUUCUAAAGAUACUGAAAACAAUGAAAAAGAAAUAAAAUAUCAGCAAAGAAAUAUAAAUAAUCAGACUCCUUUAUAUAAUGGAACUAAUUAUAAUUCAAAUUUAAGUGUUAACAAUUAUUCUAUUUAUAGACCAAGAACUACUAGUGAAUCAUCAAUGCAAAGUAAUUUUACUAAUAAUCUAUCAAAACAAACACAUCAUUUACCAUCACAUUACCGUACAUCAAAUCGUCCACCUAUUAUUCAACCUGGACGACCAUCAAAUUAUAAUAAUACUUCUAAUAUAUCUAGUUCAUCAAUAGGAUAUCCAAUACAUCAUAAUGAUUAUACCUCGAUGAACCAAGUUUUUAAUAAAAACAUGAUUCCUUCAAGUGUGCGAAUAAGAUCUUCAAGUGUUAUACCCUUUGGACAAGAAAAUUCAAGUACAACAUCAAUAAUACCAUCACGACAUCCAAUAAAUAUUAGUACUAAUAAUCAAGGAAAUAAUUUAAUGAUUAAAAGGGAAUAUCUAAAUAGUGGUAGAAGAUCAGCACCAUUAUUUGGUGAGGAAUUAUCACCAAAAGAAUUACGUGAAAAAUUAAAUGAUGAAUUAGAUAUGUUAGAGGCAAAAGGUGAUAAAAUGACAGAUUAUGAUCGUUUAAGGUAUCGUGAAAUUGUCCAACAACUAGGAAAUAUUAGUACAAGUCCACAAAAAAAUUUAAAUAAUACAAAUGGUUUAGGUGUACGUUACCGUCAAAAUCAUAUUCAUCAACCACCACCACCAUUUUUAUCAGAAAUGACAUCAAAAUUUGAGCAAAAAAGGCAAAGUCAAAGUUCUUCUAUGAGUGGUAGUAGUAGUAAUCAUAAUCAUUAUAGAAAUGGUGUUGAAAGUAUAAUAGAUACUGUUGUAGCAGAUGUAAAAAAAAUAAAUUUAGUGGUUGAAGAAAAUCAAUCUAAAGAGAGUAAUUUUAAUAAUCGUUCAAAUUUUGAUAACGAUGUAAAAUUGUCUAAUUCACUUAAUAUAUCUAAAAAUUGUAAUAGUCAACAAGUAGAACAACUAUCUCCAAAUAGUCAAGAAGAAAAUAAAAAUCCUCUUCAAAAUAAUGUUAUAGAAAAAAACAAAGAUGACUUAAAGAUGAAUGAACAAAAUGAGGAUGAAACAGAUGAACCAAGAGUACAAAUAAUAGGAAAUAAUGAAAUUUAUAAUGAUCCAAGAAUACGACGCCUAAAUGAAAUUCAAUCACGUUCCAAUAGAACCAAUGUUGAUGGAAGUAAUCUUGAUUUUAAAGAUAAAAUGAAAAUGUUUGCUGCAUCAUUAGGUGAAGAAACACCAAAAGCAAGGAUUUCUACCAGUUCAGCUCAACGUGAAAUUGAACAUAGUUUAGAGAAAUAA
Strongyloides ratti is the source of this 4782-nucleotide messenger RNA. Its product is annotated as Afadin. Gene Ontology annotation, cellular component: adherens junction. Bases 1 to 4782 code for a protein of 1593 amino acids. The transcript has 10 exons. The record is from RefSeq and is a predicted model, not a curated record. Gene Ontology annotation, molecular function: cell adhesion molecule binding. Gene Ontology annotation, biological process: signal transduction; regulation of protein localization. NCBI's taxonomy places the organism in Eukaryota, Metazoa, Nematoda, Chromadorea, Rhabditida, Strongyloididae.